Otolemur garnettii (small-eared galago) is the source of this 2919-nucleotide messenger RNA. RefSeq names its product butyrophilin subfamily 2 member A1. Lineage: Eukaryota; Metazoa; Chordata; Mammalia; Primates; Galagidae. The record is from RefSeq and is a predicted model, not a curated record. The transcript has 8 exons. Bases 461 to 2080 code for a protein of 539 amino acids. Gene Ontology annotation, biological process: regulation of cytokine production; T cell receptor signaling pathway. Gene Ontology annotation, cellular component: external side of plasma membrane. Gene Ontology annotation, molecular function: signaling receptor binding.
ACCUCAGGUCCAUCAGCUCCUGGCAGCUCAACUAAACUAACGGGAGGGGGAAGACAGUUUUGUCUGCCCGUUUGGGACGCUUUGUUCUCUAGUGCUGCCUGUGCCUACCGGCGGGAUGGAAAAAAAAAGGAACGACCGGAAAAUCGUCAUUUGAGGGUCAAAGGAGAAAAGAAAACAAAAAGUUGAUUCUAGAAGGUAGGAAAGGGAGGGGAAGCGCUACUGCUCCAAGGUAGGUGAGGCGGCUAUGAAAGAAAACCGGGUCCCUGGGAGAGGGGGAGGCUACUGUUGGGGAUGCGCGGCCGUGCUUGGCCUUAACUCAGGUUGCUAGCCUGGUUCACCGGAAGGAGGAAGAGAAAAGAGGGCGGGUGUGGAAGAGUAUCAAAUGACAAGAAAGAAAGUGGAUUCUAUCUAGAGAAGUGAGCCCAGAAAGGCCUGAGGUCCCUGCCUGUGCUGGGUGACUAUGUUCUUGGUACUUACGGAGCCGGCUGCCUCCUUGCACUUCUCCCUGCCAGCUUCCUUUCUCUUCCCCAUCCUCAGCCUGCUUGCACUGGUCUCAGCCCAGUUUACUGUCAAGGGACCGGCUGAUCCAAUCCUGACCAUGGUGGGAGAAAACAUCACGUUACACUGCCACCUGUCCCCAGAGAAAAAUGCUGAGGACAUGGAGGUGCGGUGGUUCCGGACUCAGUUCUCCCCAGCAGUUCUGGUUUAUAAGGGUGGGCGAGAAAGAACAGAGGAGCAGAUGGAGGAGUACCGAGGAAGAGCCACCCUUGUGAGCAAAGACAUGAGUAGAGGCAGUGUGGCGCUGGUCAUCCACAAUGUCACAGCCCAGGACAAUGGCAUCUACCGCUGUUACUUCCAAGAAGGCAGGUACUACGAUGAGGCCAUCAUGCGCCUUGUGGUUGCAGGUCUGGGCUCUAAGCCCCUAGUUGAAAUGAAGGGACAUGAAGAUGGCGGCAUUCGGCUGGAGUGCACAUCUGGAGGGUGGUAUCCAGAGCCUCUGGCAGUGUGGAGAGACCCCUAUCGUAAGGUUGUACCUGCCCUAGAUGGGUCUCACACUGCUGAUGCAGACGGCCUCUUCCUGGUGACCACAGCUGUGAUCAUCAGAGAUAGAUCCAUGAGGAACAUGUCCUGCUCUGUCAACAACACCUUGCUCGGCCAGGAAAAGGAAACUGUGAUUUUCAUUCCAGAAUCCUUUAUGCCCAGCAUAUCUCCCUGGGUUGUGAUCCUACCGCUCAUCCUGGCUGUCCUCAUCGCCCCCAUAGCUAUAAGCAUCUAUUACAUCAAGAAACUCCACAGGGAAAAAAUCAUUUUGUUAGGGGCAAAGGAGGUUGAACUGGAAGAGAAAGAAAUUGCCCAGAAGGAAUUAUAUAAAGAACGUGCAGAAAAAGAGAAAGCACAUCAAAUAAAAGAGCAACUUCAAGAAGAAUUGCGAUGGAGAAGAACACUCUUACAUGCUGCCGAUGUGGUCUUGGACCCAGACACAGCUCAUCCUGAGCUCUUCCUGUCUGAGGACCGGAGAAGUGUGAGACGCGGCCCUUCCCACCAGAGUGUGCCUGACAACCCUGAGAGGUUUGACUGUCGGCCCUGUGUUUUGGGCCGGGAGAGCUUCACUUCAGGAAAACAUUACUGGGAGGUAGAUGUUGAAAACAUGAAGAUGUGGACAGUGGGUAUUUGUAGAGACAGUGUUGAGAGGAAAGGAGAGGCCUUGCUGCUUCCUCAGAAUGGCUUCUGGACCCUGGAGAUGUUUGAAAACCAGUGCCGGGCCCUGUCCUCCCCUGAGAGGAUUCUCCCUCUGAGAGAGCGCCUUUGCAGGGUGGGUGUCUUCUUGGACUAUGAAGCUGGAGAUGUCUCCUUCUACAACAUGAGGGACAGAUCUCACAUCUACACUUGUCCCCGUUCAGCCUUUGCUGGCCCCCUGAGGCCCUUCUUCAGGCUGGGGUCUGAUGACAGCCCCCUGUUCAUCUGCCCAGCACUCGCAGGAGCCAAUGGUGUCACAGUGCCUGAGGAUGGCCUGAUUCUUCACAGGGCACGGACCCACCACCACCUACAGGAACAAUCCCCUGGUCUCCGAGCCAUGUAGGGAAGCCCUCACCCUCUCAGCUGCCACAUCAGGGCCUCCUGGCUGAGUAUAAGCCCUCCUUCCCUCUUGUCAUAUAAGCUGCCUCUUUCACUCCCGUUUUAGGCCUCCACUCCAGCUGUCCACCAGGUUGUGGUUUUUGUAGCUCCUCAGUUUGUUCGUAUGGGGAAGAUCUAGCGUCAGGCAAGCUGCUGCUGUUAUACAGCUCCCAGCCAAGGCAAAAGACGAAGGGCCGCAAAUCUGCUCCUUCACCAUCAAGGUGACAGUGUUGAUUCUGUUACUCUGGUUGGCACCAGAUGUUAUGAACACAGGGUGAGGCCAACAGAAUCCAUCAAGAUAUAAGAGGAGGAGGAGUGAGUACUGAACCAGGUUUACCUGAGGGUCCAGGUUGAAUGGGAACAAUAGUGUUUUAAAGUUUCCUGGUCUCAGGAUGCCUUUAGAUCCUGAAAAUUUAUUAAGGACCCUGGAGAACAUUUGUUUAUUUGGGUUCAUAUCUGUUAAUAUUUGUGGCACUUGGCUCAGCACCUGUAGCACGGUGGUUAUGGUGCCAGCCACAUACACCGAGGCUGGCAGGUUCAAAUCCAGCUUGGGCCAACUAAAACAACAAUGACAGUUGCAACAAAAAAUAGCCAGGUGUUGUGGCGGGUGCCUGUAGUCCCAGCUACUUGGGAGGUAGAUGUUGAAAACAUGAAGAUGUGGACAGUCGAUGUUUGUAGAGACAGUAUUGAGAGGAAAGGAGAGGCCUUGCUGGUUCCUCAGAAUGGAAUUCUCUCUCUGAGGCAAGAGAAUCACUUAAGCCCGAGAGUUUGAGGUUGCUGUAAGCUUGACACCAUGGCACUCUA